Molecule: messenger RNA, 3936 nt
Organism: Gaeumannomyces tritici R3-111a-1
Lineage: Eukaryota; Fungi; Ascomycota; Sordariomycetes; Magnaporthales; Magnaporthaceae
Exons: 2
Coding region: 1-3936 (1311 amino acids)
Cellular component (GO): plasma membrane
Molecular function (GO): calcium-activated cation channel activity
Source: RefSeq, a predicted model, not a curated record
AUGAGUAACGCAGAUAAUGGGCAGACCAAGGCCGCCGUCAGGUUUGAGGGAAUCAGCUUGCAGGCCUUCGGUAUCGCCCUGGCCACUGCCAUCGGUAUCUUCGCCGUACAAGUUGGCGUUUUCCUGCUCUUCAGGAAUAAGCUAGCUAGGAUAUUUAAACCCAAGACCUUCAUGGUGCCCGAGAGAGAAAGGACGGAUCCACCGCCCAGGAGUCCAUGGAACCUCUUCGCCAAGCUUAUCCGGCUCAAGGACCGCGAGAUUAUCGAGAAGUGCGGCCUCGAUGCCUAUUUCUUCCUGCGGUAUCUGCAGAUGCUCUUGGUUAUCUUCAUCCCUACCGCUCUUGUCGUCAUUCCCAUACUGGUACCUCUCAACUACGUCGGGGGUCUAAGGGUCGAUAUCGUCGACCAGGUGGUUACCAAUGCGACCGCCACAACCAGCAUCACCAGCUCUACCGCUACCGCCACAGGCUCCGCCACCGCCAGACCUACCGGCUCGACCAACUUGACCGAUUCGGUAGCCUCAAAUGCCUCAGCUAUAGCGGCGACCUUGCUGAGGAGACAGACGAGCACCGAAAAUGUGAUUAAACUGCAGCAGCCGCUUGGCGGACUCGACACGCUCGCCUGGGGCAACCUCGACCCCAAGAAUUAUCAGAGGCGAUGGGCACACCUGAUCCUGGCCAUCGCGCUGAUCGUAUGGGUCUGCUACCUCAUGUUCGUCGAGCUGCGGGUCUACAUCAAGGUUCGCCAGGACUACCUGACCAGCGCCCAGCAUCGACUGCGCGCGUCGGCCAACACGGUCCUGGUCAGCUCGAUCCCGGAAAAGUGGCUCACGGAGGAUGCUCUCAGGGGGCUGUUCGACGUGUUUCCAGGUGGAAUUAGGAAUAUCUGGAUCACGCGCGAUUUCACAAAGCUCCUCGAAAAGGUGCACAAGCGCCGGUACAUCCGUGAUUUGCUCGAGAGCGCGCAGACCGAUCUCAUCCGCGACGCCAAGCGCAAACAGCUCAAGCGACGAAAGGCCGACGAGAAGAAGGAGCAAAAGGCCUCCAAGAGCCGCGGGCCCACGAAGGAGGAGCAGCAGAAACGAGACGAGGCAGAGGACGCCGAGGCUCGCCUGCGCGCUGAGGGUGGUGGCGGUAUCAGCGCUGGAGACCGCGGCGAGACUCCCGACAUACCCACAGUACUCGAUGAGAACAAUGUCGGCGACGACGCGGACCAUGCCGGUCUGAACGACAACGGAGGAUCCAAGGAGACGAGGCCAGGAGGCCGUAGAAUCAUCAGCAAGGUCGGCCAUGGGAUCAAGGGUGGGGCUAGCCUAGUUGGCAAAGCUGGCCACGGGAUUGCCGGGGGCGCGAAAACGUUCCAGCAGGGCGUCGACGGACAGCUCAAGCAUACGGGAGGAUUUCACGCCGUCCCCUUGGAUGGCAUCGAAGCCGGCCUGGGCUCGCCACGACCGACAACCCGGGGAUCGGACCAGCCCCACAAGGCGGUGCAGAUCGCCGACGACGCCAAUGACGGCUCGAAGCCCUCGUUCGCCUCGGAGCGCCCUGCAUACCGAAGCCAUACGCCAACCUCCUCGGUGGCGUCGCAGGAUAUGGCCCUCCCCGUUGGCGACACGCGUAAGGGCAACACGACGAGACGGGCCUCGAAUCUGGCAGGCAUGGUCAUCACCGAGGAGACGCGCUGGUGGCAGUUCUGGAAACCCCCAACGGGCGGUUAUGCCUCACCUAUCCCUCAGGGCGUCGAGGGAGACGAGUUCCCGCUGGUCUCUAAGCAGCCGCCAGCGCAAAAGGGCGGCGAGAAGCAGACUCGGUGGAAACAGUUCGUCUCGAUGCUGCCGUUUGUCGGGGGUGACGACGAGCCACCAGUCGAUUAUCCUACCGAUGCCUCGGCGUUGGUAUACAGCGAGAAGCGUGACGAGGAUGCCGCAUGGAAAGAGUGGCUCAAGGCGUCGUCGCGGCCGACGCACCGGGUGGCCAACUUCGAGUGGACUCCCAACUGGCUCCCGGGCCUGCCCCUGAUCAACAAGAAGGUGGACACCAUCUACUGGGCCCGCGCCGAGCUCGCGCGUCUCAACAUGGAGAUCGAGGAGGACCAAAAGCACCCCGAGAGGUACUCGCUCAUGACGUCGGCAUUUAUCCAGUUCAACCACCAGGUGGCGGCGCAUAUGGCUUGCCAGAGCGUCACCCAUCACGUCCCACGCCACAUGGCGCCCCGCAUCAUCGAGAUCUCACCGUCGGACGUUCUGUGGGACAACAUGGCCAUCAGCUUCUGGUCCGAGUGGCUGCGCACCGGAAUCGUGCUCGGGCUCGUGUUUGGCAUGAUCCUGCUCUGGGCUCCCGCCAUCGCCGCCACGGCGCAGAUCUCGCAGGUCGACACCCUCAUCAACUCUUACCCCAAGGAACUCCACUGGCUCGAGGUCAUCAUGCGCAACGACAGCGUCCGGCGUGCCGUCACCGCUAUUGCCGGUGUCCUGCCUGCCGUCAUCCUCGCCGUCCUCCUCAUCCUGGUGCCCAUAAUCCUCAACUUCCUCGCCGAGUUCCAGGGCGUCAAGACGAAUGCGCAGAAGUCGGAAAACGUGCAGCGCUACUACUUCACGUUCCUGUUCGUCCAGAUCUUCCUGGUCAUCGCGCUGUCGCAGUCGGCCGUCGAGAUGGGCGGUCUGCUGACGUCCAACUUGACCGUGGACUCGGUGCCGAACCUGUUUGCCGAAAAGAUCCCCAAGUCGGCCAACUACUUCUUCUCGUACAUGAUUCUGCAGGCGCUGUCGACCAGCUCGGGAACGCUGCUGCAGAUCGGCACCCUGAUCGCGUGGUACGUGAUUGGGCGCCUCCUCGACACCACGGCCCGCAGCAAGUGGUCGCGCCAGGUGAUGCUGCCCGAUGUUAAGUGGGGGUCGCUCUUCCCCAUCUACACCAACUUUGCCUGCAUCGCCCUAAUCUACGCCGUCAUCACGCCCAUAAUCAGCAUCUUUGCCGUCAUCACCUUCUCCCUCCUGUGGCUCGCCCACCGACACAACAUGGUCUACGUCAACCGCUUCAAGACAGACACGGGCGGCGUGCUCUUCCCCACGGCCGUCAACCAGCUCUUCACUGGCCUCUACGUCAUGGAGCUGGCUCUCAUCGGCCUCUUCUUUCUCCAAGAGGGCCCGGGGCCCGAGAGGGCUCGCGUCAACUUCAGACAGGGCGUCAUCAUGGUUGUGGUGUUAAUAUGCACUGCCUUCUACCAACUGAUUCUCAACCUGUCGUUUUCACCGCUGUUCCGCUACCUUCCCAUCACGUUUGAGGACGAAGCGGUGCUGCGCGAUGAGGCCUUUCAGAGGGCCCAGGACCGCCGACUUGGGCUCGUACCCGACGAGGAGGGCAAGGAUGCAGAUGAAGCCGGCAUGCUGCGCGGCAACGGCGGCGGCGCCUACAAGGAAGAGAUCGAGCUCAAAAGGUUCUCGGGCGUACGGGCCCAAACUAGCGGCGGCGGCAGGGGCGGUGGUUUCAACCCCGUCGCUGGCGUGCGUCAGGCCGGGACGUGGGCGGUGCGCGGGGGCAAGCAGAUCCACCACGCCACCAUCGGCAAGGCGGAGAAGAACAUCAAGACGGCUGCCGGAUAUAGGCGAGAGCGGCGCAUGAAGGACCUUGAGGCACAGCGGGCCAUGGGAGAGGCGCUAUACGGCGGGUAUAACGACGACAUCGAGGACCUGACGCCCGACGAGCGUGACGCGCUGGUGCGCGAGGCGUUCAAGCACGAGGCUCUGCGGGCACGGAGACCCGUCGUCUGGAUCCCGCAAGACGACAUUGGCGUGUCCAACGAUGAGAUCCAUCGCACCCAGGCCUUUAGCGAGUACAUCUGGAUGAGCAACGAGGGCACCGCUCUCGACUCCAAGGUCCGCGUCAUUUACGGCCGGGCGCCGCCCGACUUUUCCGACGUUGAGAUUAUCAACCUGUAA